AUGGUCACUGGGUUCAACUCUUUCCUAUCGGCUAAGAAGAAGCCUAUCGCCGCUUUGUCAGAGGCAUACAAUAGCACAGUGGAAUAUCAAACUCCGACUUCAUCGUGGACGACACAGAUUGAGUUUGUAAAAAAGGUUCAAAAGCAUUUCGGAGACAAUGUUCUGAGAAAUAAAUCGUUUCUUGAUGCUUUGGGUGUGUGGCGAUUUGGGGACAAGGUCAUUGAUCGGCUCGAUCAAGAGGUUGCUGGUGUGUUUAAAGAGCUCCCAGAUAUAUACAUGGAGUUUAAGGGGUUUUAUGGUGAUUUUUCAGAGGAGAAAUCGACUGAUAGGGAGCGAAUUGACAAGAAUUAA
This is a messenger RNA of Ilex paraguariensis (yerba mate), 351 nucleotides long. The record is from the annotation of a GenBank genome assembly. NCBI's taxonomy places the organism in Eukaryota, Viridiplantae, Streptophyta, Magnoliopsida, Aquifoliales, Aquifoliaceae.